Messenger RNA from Ectocarpus siliculosus, 1501 nucleotides. Lineage: Eukaryota; Phaeophyceae; Ectocarpales; Ectocarpaceae. The record is from the annotation of a GenBank genome assembly.
GGCGGAACAAACUACAGGACAGCAGGCAGAGGAAGCAGAGCUAACGUAGCGCGAAGAGGGCACGGAGGCAAAAUAACGCUGGGAGCGGCGCUGAACACCACCCGGACGAGACGCACGUGCGCAACCAAGAGGGUGCUGGUGGGAGGUUUACAUCCCCAAGCCUCCUGCACACACCGAAACAUGGGUGUUCUCCGAAUAUGGACACUGCCAGCGGCUCUCCUAGCUUCUUCGGUGGCAGGCAUCGCGUCGGCAUCGGUAACCUUCGAGGAGAGAAUUGCUCAGGUGUACGACAUGGCUCCUAAGGUGCGCAUCGCAGGCAGCGGGUUCGAUGAGCUCGACGCCGCCUCCCUCAAGCUGUCCUUCGCGCCGAGAAUGACGGAGGGCCAGGACUACAAGGUGGACGUCCAGAGCUCCACCGUCAUGGUGCUCAGCCUACAGCCUGGCAAGAAGUGGUUGUCCCGCUAUCAUAUCGAGUCUCCCACCGGACUCUACCUCACCUCCGUCAAGGUUGGCGACCUUUCCCUGCUCGGCUACGCGUUGCAGAUCGCCACCAUUGUUCCCUCCCCUACCGUAGAGGCCUCCUCUACGAAGAUCUACAUGCAGACCACCCCCACGCUGUUCAUCAACGGAACAAACUUCAACACGAAGGCCACGACGUUGUACUUCAACCCCCCUCUGCAGGAGGGCGUCGCCAUCCACCAGAAGGUCUUGUCGCCAACCCAGAUCUCCAUCACCAAGAUCUUCAAUGACGACAACCCUUACGUCUGGGCCGACGAGCCCGGGCCGCUCAAGAUCGUGGCGAUCAACACCGGCGGCGGCAGUCUUGCUCUUAACCCUGCCGACGGGGGCAUCAUCAUCGCCGACGUGCACGCGGACUUUGACUACGGUCCCUUGGCCAUGCAGGAUCACAAUAGCCUGGAGAGCUUCCAGAUUUCCUGAAGCGAGUGCGUUGACGGCGCCGAGGGAAGACGCGAGCCAAAGAGCUGUCGGAUAAACCAAGGGCGGGUGGAUGGAUGGGGAUGCAACCUUGCUCUUCUCGAACGGUUUGUAGCCAUGUAUGUUUCCGAUUCUCUCUCCUUUUGUUGCCACAGCUUUCUGUGCUCUCCCCCUUUCGUGCCCCGCGCAGACGCUCCCUCCACAGCCGCUCUACGCUCACACUAGCUUCGUUCCUUUGGGGUGUGCACACUGCACGCUGUGCUUUCACACAGAGCAAAACACGGCAUCCUACAUGCUUGUUCUAAUACAUACAUGCGUGGCUCCCUGUAUUGCAUUUUCAGUGUGGGUCCGUCCAAUAUCUCCAAGGAAGUUCUUCUCCUCCUGUCCUGCACAGCCAAGCAAGGUCUGGCUCUCUCGCGCGCUGCGUCGAGACAUCCAUGCAUACAUCUCGCAAACUAUGCGUCGUUCCACACCCAUCACGCACGGAGUACACAAUGUUUGUCCGAGCUCCUGUUUUGUAUGCGUGCAUGCAUGUAUAUAUGUCAAAUGUAUGUCUUUAUUUAGU